Messenger RNA from Polyodon spathula (Mississippi paddlefish), 972 nucleotides. RefSeq names its product serine/arginine-rich splicing factor 6-like. The record is from RefSeq and is a predicted model, not a curated record. Bases 1 to 762 code for a protein of 253 amino acids. Lineage: Eukaryota; Metazoa; Chordata; Actinopteri; Acipenseriformes; Polyodontidae. The transcript is spliced from 8 exons.
AUGGAACAUAAUCCGCAGCCGCAGCCGCAGCCGAAGCCGAAGCCGGAGCCGGAGCCGGAGCCGGAGCCGGAGCCGGAGCCGCCGAGCCGGAGCCGGAGCCGGAGCCGGAGCCGAAGCCGAAGCCGAAGCCGAAGCCGGAGCCGGAGCCGGAGCCGGAGCCGGAGCCGGAGCCGAAGCCGAAGCCGAAGCCGAAGCCGAAGCCGAAGCCGAAGCCGCUUGUUCACGCCGGUGCGGGAGAGAACAUUGUACGAGGAAACAAAGAAUCUAUCAAAAAUCUUCUGGACAUUUGAGGGGCUGCUCAAGCACCUUACAGAACAGAUAAGCGAGACGUCUUCUCAAAGUGGAGGUGAUCCAGACCCCAGGGAUCUUGAGGACCAACACAAAGAGGCUCCCCCUGCAGCCAAGCCGUCGUCAUCCAGAGGGUCCUCCCAGUCGUCUCUCCCAUCCUGGGGUGCUGAGGGCUCUGAGUCCACGACUGAGCUGAUCCAGCUGGGGGACUCGGCCCACACGUUCAUCACCAAACAAGACAAGCCCACCGCCCCCCUGCCCAGCACGCUCACCUCCUCGGACCCCCCCCGAACGCCAGUGCCACCCAGCUGGGGCACCCCAUUCAGCAGGCUAUCCCCCUGCAGCCCCCCUACCAGCUCCCGCAGCACAGACCCGACCCGUGGAGCACCCAGCCACCGCCCCCUCUGCAAACAAGCUCCGUCUCGGUCCCCAAGAGAAUGGCGUUCCGCACGCAGCCUGACAUCUGGCUGCUGAGCCUGCAGGACAGGCUGGAGGAAUCGGAGCUCUGGAGCUCCGAGGAGGAGGGGGACCCCACCGAUCUCCUCAACCACACCUGCCAGCGAGAUCACAGAGCCCCGCAAUGAGAGCACCUUCAUCAAUGACAGCAGCCUGUGUGACGGUGGUGUGGUGGAGCCGCUGUCCCGGCGGAGAGUGAGGAACAAGCUGGCAGAGCAGGAGCUGCAG